GUAGCUAAAGAUGGAUGUCAAUACAACUUGCAUCCGGUAGAGGGCGCGAAAGAGCCAAUACGGAGCAUGAUGAGCAGCAGCGAGUCAGCGACCUGCACAACACAGCCGGGGCAGACUGCAGGAUAGCUGCUGAGCAGGGCUUUAAUGGAGUGAAACUAACAUCUCGCUUAUGCACUAUGGAAUAAUAGCCGUGUUAUUACUUGCUGACACUUCAAAAAUAACCCGGAAAGACAAUUCCUAUAAUAUAACUGUGGUUUGUUAUGAAGAGGAGCCAAAGGACACCUCUACUGGACUAAGCUACUGGGCUAUCGAGUAGCAUUGGAUCUUAUCGCACAAAAACAGGACACUGGAUUUGUCGUAUAUUUGUACUAUCUCGAAUUAAUUUUUUGCUGUGUCCUGGACUCCAGCAACGCAUACCCACAGCCGUUUGCGUAGGUUAAGGCUUUGGCACCUAAACAAACAAACAUAGCUUGUUAGCAUCAGCAUUCCACACUGCAACGACUUGAUAGCGUAUGCCGCAGCCGGCACGAAAGUGUUUUGGUCCAGCCUCGGCGCCCACGCGACACCGCGGAUUGACGUCGGCCCAAUCUGCAGUAAACUGGCAGCACAUAGCAGGCCGCUGCAUAUAUGCUGGUUAUUAAUUGCUAGCGCCGCAAUUCUUGUCGUGGCUGAAUUGCCAAUCAAAUAUGCAGAUUGAGUAGUAGUUUGCGUUGUUUUAUUGUACAACAGCUCUGUUGUAUAGUUGAGGGAUGUAACGCACACCGUUGUCUUUUGCUGGGUUCACUGUUGUUUACAGUAAGUUAGUUUAUACAUUGAGCUGGUACAAGACGCUUUAAUUGCAGGCUUGUCAAGUAUGAUAAGUAUGAAUGUUGCACCUUCGCUCUUGGUAGCUGCAUUUAGGUUUUUAUAGUCACAGUUGCAGCAAUGCAGACGCCUCCUACACAAGAUCAAAUGAUAAUGAAGAAUGAGAGAUGAGAAUCACAGGCAAUGCAAACAUUUGGAUGAGCACAUAAGGGGUAGUGAGUGUAUGCGGACACGGGUAUUGUUUAGAUGCACAUGAAAUCCGUUUGUUGUUUAAGUAAUAUGUCUGAAUGUAUUGUAAAAUAAGCUCGGUACAGUUCAUGUUUCUGACAAGCUGUCAUAUUGCAGGCAGUUGUAGGAGUGAUGCUCUAUUUGUAUGCGUUUGCUGUGAUCAGUGUUAAUGCAUUGAGCGUUUUUUUUUAAGGGAAUCAGCCACCAUUGAUAUACUUCAGAUGAGACGCGGGGGGGCGGGGUUGUUGACCUCGUAGAAACAAGGGAAGCAUCCGCCUGCCAUGCAUAAUUAAUGAGCCCAAACGCAAGCAGUCUCGUUUUAAUCCUUUUGACCACACACACGCACAAAUAACGCGCCACACACAAGCGAGACUCUGUACAUCCAAACAGACACGUCUGUAGAUGUAAACCUUAUGGACUCAUGAAUGGGGUACCGUAUUGUGGGAACCGAGUACCAAGAAAAGCCUGGAUCAGAACAUGAGAGGAUUGAGGCGGUGAUGAUGGAGACUACAGUGGGCAGCUAACGGAACCACUGGGAACGCCACAUUAAAGACGGCCGCAGGGAGUGGGCUGGCCCCUGCCAAGAUGAGCCUCCGGCAACCGUCUUCCACAUUGGACAGCGGGAGGGCCAAUAAGAGAAACUCCCACCUGCUCAGCCCUUUCGCGGCUUGGCUCAGCAGUUUGACCAUCGGGGACUCGGACAGGAAGUCCUCCCCCGGCCAGCCGCCCAGGGACCCGGGGGGGGAGUCUCCCACCACAGAGAGCACAGGCUCUGGUCUGGUCCAGAGGUGUGUGGUGGUCCCAAAGGACCAGCUUGGCUUUGGCUUCACCGUCUGUGGCGAGAGGGUCAAGCUGGUGCAGAAUGUCCGACCAGGGGGCGCUGCGGUAAAGGCCGGCGUCCAAGAGGGUGACCGCAUCAUAAAGGUGAACGGAUCUCUGGUGUCCUCCAUGUCCCACCAAGAAGUGGUGAAGCUCAUUAAAUCCGGAGCCUACGUGGCGCUGACGCUUCAGGGCCCGCCCCCUUCCAGCGUCACCCUGCCCCUAGAGCCCCUGUCCGCAGACCUCUUACCCAAUCAGAGGACCUCGCUGGGCGGAGAAGCCCCGCCUCCCCCACCGCCUCCCUUGCCCGCUGGCAUGAGCAGCAGCCCCUCCCAGCGAAUCACAGGGCCCAAACCGCCUCAGCAUGCUGAGGUGCAGAAACACGCCAGUCAGAUCCUCCAGAAGAUGCUGCAGCAGGAAGAGGCUGACCUCCAGGCCCUGAUGGAGAAGCUGUCCCGGAACCCCUCGCCGUCGUUGGAGGAGCGGAUCGAGAGUGCGAAGAGGAGGGCUCACCAAGUCAGGAUCAAGAUUCAGCAGGACCUGGACGGAGGCCGAGGUGACCCCAUCACCAACUACCUAGUCGCCGGGGAAGGGAGACUCUCAGUUGACUCCAGUGAAGGAGAUAUAGAGGCCUUUGAGAGCCCCCACUCCUCCCCCUCCUCCUUCAGGACGCCCCUGUUCCGACGGCAGGUCUCUGACGUGCGCACUCCUGGCGACGCGGGAGGAAAGGCCCAGAUUAUUGGCCCCGAGGAAGAGGAGGAGGAAGAUGGCGGCUAUGCGUUCAACGAGAUGGACGGGCCCUUCCAGGACAUUGAGCUGCUGAAGGCCCGGCCCGCCCACAUGACCGUCUUCAUGCGCUACGUCUUCACCCAGCUGCUGGACCCCAACCCCCUGCUGUUCUACCUGUCCGUGGAGGCCUACCUGGGCUCCAGCCCCAAGGACGCUCGGUCCCUGGCUCCCCAGGUGCGCUCCCACUUCCUGGACCCCGACGCGCCUCUGAAGAUCAAAGUGCGAGAGGAGUACCUCACAGAAAUAGAGACCCGUCUGCAUGCCCAGGAGGACGUCAGAGGACCCCUGUCUGAGCUCCAGCAGCUGGUGCUGCCCGACAUCCAGGACCAGAUCCAGGACUACAGGAACAAGCAGAUGAUGGGUCUGGGCUCCCUGUUCGGGGAGGGGGACCUGCAGCACCUGGACGGAGACCCGGCCAAGGAGAGGCAGGUGGUGGACAAGCAGGUCACUGCCCUCUGGGACAUCCUCUCCAAGCACGAAGAGGAGAGGAGUGCUCCCCUUGCGUCGGCCGUGUUGCUGUACUUGCGUCAUUCCGGCAUCAAGCUGCGGGACUCCAAGGUGUUCCCGGGGCUGGGAGUCGAGAAGGAGAAGUGGCUCCAAUUCUUCCCCAAGCCCAAGAAGCUGGGCGGCGCCAAGAAGGAGAAGGAGAAGGAUGGGGAGGAUCGGAGAAGGAACCCCAUCCUGAAGUACAUUAAGCCCCGGAGCGCCUCCCAGUCCACGUUCCAUGUCCCGUUGUCCCCGACUGAAGUGCGGUCGGGCAGUGUGCGGAACAUGAUCCAGCAGUUUGAGAACCACUCUGAGUUACCGGGCGAGGAGGGGGCAGACGGAGACCCCCAGAGGCUCUCCUCCAGCAGCCUGGGGGAGGACAGCGCGGACAGUCCCACAGUGGCCUCGGUGCGUCUCGCCCGCAGUGAGUCCCUGAAGGCGCAGGGCGAGGGCCGGCGGAGGGGCGGGGCCUCGGCGGGGGCGGGCGACUCGGUGCCCCGUUCCCGUAGCGACGUGGACAUGGAGGACUGCGGCGAGGAGCGCGAGGGCCCCGCGCUGCGGCCCCUGCUGCACCACAGCGCCUCCUCCUCCGCCUCCAGCAGCUCCGCCCGGUCUCUGGAGAACCCCACGCCCCCGUACACCCCCCGCUCUCGACGAAGGAGCGUGGAGUCCCCCCUGGCCCUGAUCCCGGACAGCGGGGCCCUGGAGGAGGAGGAGGAGGUGUGUGACGGACACCCCUGGCAGGAGACGGUUCCCCCCCACCUCCUCGGCUCCCUCAGCCCCCGGGAGGCGGAGCGCCAGGCGGUCAUCUACGAGCUGUUCACCACGGAGGUGUCCCACCUGCGGACGCUGCGGGUGCUGGACCAGGUGUUCUUCCAGAAGAUGAGGUCCGUGCUGAGCUCCGAGGAGCUGGCCUGCAUCUUCCCCAACCUGCCCCAGGUCUAUCGGCUCCACGCCAGCCUGUGUGAAGCCAUGAAGAAACGCAGAGAGAGGACCAUCGUGGAGGAGAUAGGGGACAUCAUGCUGAGCAGGUUCGAGGGUCCCGCGGGCGAGGGCUUCGCGGACCAGGCCUCCCAGCUGUGCAGCCAGCAGUCGGAGGCCCUGGAGCUGCUGAAGAGCAAGCAGCGCAAGGACCCCCGCUUCGCCCACGUCAUGCAGGAGUGUGAGGCUAGCCCUCACUGUCGGAGGCUACAGCUGAAGGACCUGCUGGUGUCCGAGAUGCAGAGGCUGACCAAGUACCCCCUGUUGCUGGGCAACAUCAUCAAACACACCGAGGCGGGUUCCCCCGACCUCCAGCCCCUCCAACGGGCGCAGUCCUGUUGCCGGGGGAUACUGCAGGCUGUCAACGAGGUCGUCAGGGAAACGGAACACCGGCAACACCUCAGCCAAUACCAGCGCAGGCUGGACUCCGCCCCCCAGUUCAAGAGUCUGGACCUCACAGCGAAGACCAUGAUUCACGAGGGUCCCCUCACCUGGAAGGUCAACAAAGACAAGACGCUAGAGAUCCAGGCUCUGCUGUUGUCGGACGCCCUGGUCCUGCUGCAGCGGGGCCCAGACGACCGGCUGGUCCUGCGCGGGCCGUCCCGCUGGCUGGGGGUCACGGGAGGGGGAGGCGACUCCAAGACGGCCUUCAGCCCCGUGGUGCGGCUGGACUCCCUGCUGGUCCGCUCCGUCGCCACAGACAACAAGGCGCUGUACAUCAUCAGCCCCACAGAGGGACAGAUAUACGAGCUGGUGGCCGGGACGGCCUCCGACAAGAACACGUGGAAAGACAUCCUUGAAAAGACCAUCUCAUUGGCCGGUGGCUCGUCUCCCUCAACCAAUCACACCUCCGCUCCCAUAUCUCUCCCCAGUCUAGUAAACUCCUCCCCAAUCUCGACGAACAACCACAUCUACCAAUCAGACGACUCGGUGACGGAGAGCUUGGUCUCCAUGGAGAUGGAGACAGGGUCGUCCAAUGACGACAACGGGCUCAUCUCCAGCGAGCCCGCGGGCCUAUCGGAAGAGCGGUUCCGUGGGGACGGGCCGGAGAUGGGCGUGGCCGAGGCGGCUCUGCAGGACGUCAAGUCGCUACGGCAACUCAUAUUCCACGAUCUGGAGGAGGACGGGUGGAGCCGCGACUCAGACGACACGCCCACCAACGAGCUGGCCAAUGAGAGGCAUUCGUCCGCUUACGGGCCAAGGGCGCUCUCUCUGGAGACGGUCCUGAGCACCAACCAAUCGGACGGGGAGGACGAGGCCACGCCCCCGUCGACCGAGCAACUCGGGCUUCAGGUCGUCAGGAAAGCUGUGGUGGCGGGCUCUUCCUCUGUCCCCGACGACACCGCCCGUGAUGUCGCCCCCCUCCCCUCCGAGCCGUCGUCCGAGCCGAGAGGCGGGGAAGCCGCGGCGCCCGGCAACCUCUUCUACCUGGUGAUGCCCAGCGAGGCUGGGGAGAGCACCACCGACGACGAACCCCCCACCCCCACCGCCGACCACUUCCCCGAGUGCCCCCCCUUCCGCCAGGAAGUGAUGUCAUCGUCGCAGGACGGCACGUCCCUGCGGCUGGAAGAUGCCGACGUGGAGGUGGCGGUGUGCGGUGGCGCGGCGGCGGCGGCGGACGUCGACCGAUCGGACGCUUUGAGGCUAGAGGAGGAGGAAGAGGACGAGGAAUUGGGCCCAUCGCAGACGGGGAGCCAGAGUCAUGUGAUCAAGAACGUGGAGGGGAUCUUCCUCACCAUCGAGGGCCUGAUGACAAAGUUGCAACGUCUGAAGGACAUGGAGAACGCCCACCACCAGCUCCUCAAGUCUCUCCGGGAGACGGCCAUCGGCCUGCCACCAGAGGAGCACCCCGGUCACCCGGCAACCGUCGCUAGGACGCCAUCGUUGGAGCGCGCCUCAGGAGACGGCACCGAGGGAACGCUGACUGAACUCAAGAUCCAGUCCACCGGGUUCUGACCUCCACUCUGUGUACAUCCUCACACACACACACACACACACACACACAGACACACAGACACACAGACACACACACACACACAGACACAGACGCAGACACAGACACACGCACACACACACACACACCGUUACUCUCCACUCCUUGCCCCCCCGAACCAGCCCCCACCUGCUUGACUCCCAGCAUGCACUGGGCCGUUGGAGGAGAAACACUAAAAGGACGGUGUGCAUGAAACCGUUUGCCGUUGUCCUAUGGGAAACCCCCCCGGGAAGUAAGCUUGACCACUACGACUACAGGAACUCCCCCCCCCCCCCCCCGUCUUCUCCGGAGGAAGUAGGCGACGCUUUGGGAUGCUUGACAGGACGUAGGAGGAGCUUGAUGGCGAAACAGGAAGUAGGACUGGAUCCCCAGUGGGGGGAGGACAGAGAGAGAGAGAGACACGUGGGGAGAAGCUGGGAUGUGGAGAUGAAACGACAUGCGAACCCCUUUGCCUACGGCGUUCUUCGUAGGCUCGCACCUUUUUGAACAAUUUACAAAAUAUUAAGAGAAAAUCCGAACGGCUGACAGAAAGACUUGAGUGUCGCAAGUGUUGCUUUUUUAAAAGAAAU
This is a messenger RNA of Gadus chalcogrammus (walleye pollock), 6669 nucleotides long. RefSeq names its product Rho guanine nucleotide exchange factor (GEF) 11 (gene arhgef11). Gene Ontology annotation, biological process: intracellular signal transduction; G protein-coupled receptor signaling pathway. Gene Ontology annotation, molecular function: guanyl-nucleotide exchange factor activity; G protein-coupled receptor binding. The transcript is spliced from 43 exons. The record is from RefSeq and is a predicted model, not a curated record. The coding region runs from base 1618 to 6063 and encodes 1481 amino acids. Lineage: Eukaryota; Metazoa; Chordata; Actinopteri; Gadiformes; Gadidae. Gene Ontology annotation, cellular component: cytoplasm.